GCCAAUACAUUGUUGCUUGUCGAUCAUUUUAGCUGAUAGACACAGGAUAUUCCAGAGCGAAUUAUAUUUUUUUCAAUUAUUUGAUCUGUAAGAGGAUGCAUGGAUAUGUUUAAUAGAAUAUUAGCUUGUGUUAUAUUUAUUGUAUAUCUUUUGAAGAAAGCAUAUAGCAUGAACAAUGAAGUGUAUACAUACGCAGCAGAAGGAGACAAUAUAACUUUAAAAUGCGAAAGCAAUAACAUUGACCAUUGGGAAAACACAAACAACAUAAGUCUCAUCAUAUAUUGCUAUGAAUUUAGAGAACAUUUUAUUCCAUCAGCACGACUAAAAUUAACGGAAGAAUGCAAUUUGCAAAUACAAAUACUCACUCCUGACUACAGAAGCACUUACCGUUGCAUUAUUGCAGGAGACCCGCCGCUUUCUAAAGACUUUAGAAUAAGAAUGCUUAAACCACCAUCAGAGAUAAAAGUUUUGGAAGCAAAUAUGACCGAAAUAGUUUCAGGCAUUGAAGACCAUGAAAUGACACUGACAUGUAUCGUGAAUAGCGGCGAGCCAGCGGAGACUAUAUUUUGGAUAACAAAAGAACAAGAAGUAUUAUCAGGAGGACCAGGAAUGUUGAACUACACAUUUAUUCCACAACAGAAAGAUAACUGGCAGAUCUAUACUUGUAAGGCAAAUAACAGCUUGAAUGGUGUACCGUUAGAGAAAAAUGUGCAAUUAAGACUAACAUUGAUUCCUCGCAUAUCAUUGAACAUGAAAGCAACGUGUUUGCGAAAGACAAUGACAGCUUCACUAUACUGUUCAGAAACAUCAGAAUUGCAAGUUAAUAGUUACAAUUGGAUAUACAAUGGAGAUGAGUUACUUGAAACAUCAAAUGAACUUCAGAUUACAUUAUCAAACAAUUCAAAUGAUGGUGGAUACACAUGUACAGCAAACAAUGAAGCUGGUAGCGACAAUGCCUCCCUGGUGUUACAGUAUGAUACACUAUGUAAAGAGAGAGUUCAAACAGAAGGAAAAGACACAGAUAAAUUUACAACUAUAUACAUUGUACUUCUUGUUGUAACGUUUACAGCUGUGGUAGUUGUUGUAACGUCCUUCCUGAUCAAGCGAUUUUUCGGAUUGAGACAACAGCCAAACGAAGAAGCGCUAGAAGAAGAAGAAGAUAUGAACGGAACAGCUGCUACAAAUCAAUUGUACCACUCUAUGAGUGAUUUACUUGCACAGCCAGGGGCAAGUGGUCAUGACACAGAUGUCCAUCCAUCUUUUCAAAGAUAUGGAGUUCCAUAUUCAAACCACAAAGUGUCUUAUAAUCUGAAGGUCAAGGCUACAGCAACGGAAAAUAAGCAUAGAAACAGUAAUGGUAGUUUCAAUCCAGACAGAAGUCCAACUUUACCUGCAGAUCAAAAGAUUUCACAAUGUUUGAAAUAUGUAGAAGUUCUGUUUGAUCCGUUUCCAAUGGGUCAUAAAUUUGUGAUAAGGGGAUCAGAAAACAGGAAACCUUAUGCACUUAUAGAUUUUGAUGCCCAUGCUGAACCUUUACCAAGUAGCUCUGAAAGCAGUUCUACUAGUGAUUUACAGUUAUAUGAUGAGGAGAACAUUGAUGAUAAUGUUGAAUGAAAUACGAAAAGGAAAUGUGUAAGAUAGGGACAACACAGAUAUGCAAAUGUAUCUCAACUUUUUAAAGCAAUAGAAAAUAUGAUGGAAUAUGCAAUAAUUAGCAAAUUAAGUAAACAAAGUUUGUAUUUGUCAUUAUAUAACAUUUUUAUGAACAUUUUUGGAAAAUCAUAUUUGAACUGCAUCAAGCUACAAUACUUGUAUCAGGUCAAGAGGGAAACACUUUCGAAAGAGAAACAAUUUCCGUUGAAAAAGGCGUAAUUGUCAUUAAACACUUAAUAUAUACUAUUGUUGUAUACAUAUUAUAUUGAUA
This is a messenger RNA of Mytilus trossulus (common blue mussel), 1924 nucleotides long. RefSeq lists its product as uncharacterized. The coding region runs from base 100 to 1614 and encodes 504 amino acids. The record is from RefSeq and is a predicted model, not a curated record. The transcript has 11 exons. Lineage: Eukaryota; Metazoa; Mollusca; Bivalvia; Mytilida; Mytilidae.